GCUACGUAUAGAAUAUACGGAUAGAGGAAUUGCAACUCCAAGCUUCCAAGCGUACACCUGUCCACUAUUCAAGGUGCUAGUUGAAAACGAUUGCAACUACGUCCACAGGCAAUGCAAGGCCUCCGUUCAUGCUUAUGAUUGGCAAGUGAAGAGUCAAUCGAUCCGCCCAAGAGCUGACGCCAGCUGCAUUCGCUGGAUUGAUUCGGUUCUCGACGCCCGACGACGUGGAGCUCGGAGCUCGAUACGAGACUAGACAAUUCAACACGACACGACACGAAAGCCGCCGUCGAUGCGCCUAUCCCUAUCCCCAUCCAGCCCCCAUGGCAGAUAAACCACAGCCGCCCGUACCUCGACCAUGUUCUCGACCAUCACGGCUGCGCCGGCCAAGCAGUCGGUGAGCGAAACCAUCGCGGUGCUGAGCGGCCGCCUGAGCUCGGCCACGCUGCUCGAGGACCGGCGCGCCGCCAUCCUGGGCCUGCGGAGCUUUGCCAAACAGUACCCGGCAUCGGUGGCCUCGGGCGCCCUGAGGAGCCUGAUCGGCAGCCUCAGCAAGGACGGCGAGGAUGUCGACACGGUCAAGGUCGUCAUGGAGACACUCCUGAUGCUCUUCAGCCCCAACAAGGACAGCCCCGAGGCGUCCGAGGAGAUUGCCCUGUGGCUGGCCGACGAGUUUACCCAGCGCCAGGAGAACAUCACCUUGCUGCUCGACUUCCUCGACACGGCCGACUUCUACUCGCGCCUGUACUCGCUGCAGCUCCUUGCCGCCGUGCUCUCGGCCCGCACCGAGAGGACCGAGGUCUGCGUGCUCACGGCGCCCCUGGGCAUCCCCAGGCUCGUGGCCGUUCUCGACGACCGGAGGGAGGCCAUCCGCGACGAGGCCAUUGCCCUCCUCACCGACCUCACCCCGGCCUCGGUCGACAUUCAGAAGCUCGUAGCGUUCGAGAAGGGCUUCGAGCGUGUCUUUAGCAUUGUAGGAGGGGAAGGCGGCCUCUCUGAGGGGGGCAGGGUCGUGGAGGACUGUCUGAUUCUGCUGGCGAACCUGCUGCGCCUCAACUCGUCGAAUCAGUCCAUGUUCCGGGAGAUGGGUUUCAUUGCACAGCUGGGGCGCCUCCUAAAGAGCGCGUACUGGGGAGCCGACGGUGACCAGGAAGUCGCUCAGUGGGCCGAGGCCCAACGUAACCGCAACAUAUACGCCCUACUCGCCGUCAUCAGGCUGUUCCUCGUGCCGGGCGCCGCAGGGACGCCCCAGAACCAGCUCGCGUUUUUAAGCGAGCGUGUACUUGAGAAUACCCUGCACCUCGCCUUUGAUCACGGCGUUGAGCUGCAGAUCAAGGGCGAGGCGCUGUUGACCUGUGCAGACAUGAUCAAGGGCAACGCCCGCAUUCAGGAGCAGUUCGCCGGGCUCGAGGUGCCGGCGCCGCUCGGUGGCCCAGCCGCCAGGCAGGCUCAGGGUCCCAAGUCCAACGGCAGCACGCCGAGAGUCUAUGUCAUUGACGGCCUCUUGGAUCUCAUCCUGGCUGUGAGCUCGCCCCAGGCUUUUGACAUGCGGAUGGCGGCCUGUGCGUGCCUCAAGGCCUACUUCUAUAACCACGCCGAGAUCCGCCGGCACUUUCUGACGCGGGCCAUCAACGGCCACAAGCUCAAGGCCGACGAGCUCACCAACGUGCUCACAACUCUACUCCACCCGCUGCCCGAGUCGGUCACGACAGAUCCCUACAGAUAUUGGUUUGCCUCGGUGCUCAUGCUCCAUCUGAUACACGAGAACCCGGCCACCAAGGCGUUGGCCAUGGGCGUAACAGAAGGCGACGAAGCCAGCGGCGAAGAGGUCGUUACAAGCAUCCAGACCAUUGCUUCGCACCUGCUCAGAAGCGUCCCCAAGUCGGAAGACCCCCGUGUCAUUGUCGGCUACCUGAUGCUGCUGUUGUGCUGGCUGUUUGAGGACCUUGACGGAGUGAAUGAUUUCCUGGGCGAGUUCACCAACCUGCAAGGGCUGAUUCAGGCGGCCGUAGAAAACCCGAAUGGAGAUGUCAUGGUGCAGGGUCUGAGCGCCAUGUUGGCGGGCGUAGUCUAUGAGUUUUCGACCAAAGAUUCUCCGGUGCCGCGGGCGACAGUCCGCGAGAUGAUCGUGUCGCGCAUGGGCCGCGAUCGCUAUGUCGAGAAACUGACCAAGCUGCGGUCGUACCCCCUGAUGCGGGACCACGAGGUCCUGCCCCAGAGCCUCGACUCGAAUCCGGAGCAGAAGCUUCCAGACGUCUUUUUCGACGACACGUUUGUCGAGUUCUUCAAGGACAACUACAGGCGCAUUCUUCGGGCCAUUGACCGCGACCCGGGCCUAGAAAUAUCCGUCAUCAUGAACGGGGUGCAAAAGGGGAUUUCGAGAGAGCUAGUCGACUCGCUGCGGGCCCAGGCCGACGAAAAGGAGAGGGCUCUGCAGGAUGCCGAGGCCGCAAGAGCCUCGCUCCAGAGGCAGCUCAGUCAAGAGCAGGCAGACCACCGUCGCGCCAAGGAACUCAGCUCAGCCGACGUCUCCCGCGCCACGACAGCAGCCGAUGCUCUACGCGCCCAGCUUACGGCCAAGGACCGCAAGCUGCAGAGUGCCGAAGGAGUGGCAGCCAAGCUCAUCCAGCAGCUGAACCAAGAGCAGACGGACCACCAACGCACAAAAGCCGAGAUAGCAAGGCUCAAGAACGUCAACGACGGGCUACAGCGACACCACGAGGGAGAGGUGGCCAAGCUGCGUGCGGAGCAGAAAUCAAAAGAGCAAGAGCUGCAGCGGCAAGCGGACGCAAUCCGCAAGGCAGCCGAGUCAGAUGCCGAGCGCGCACGCCGACGCUUUGAGGCCGAGAAGGCCGACUUAACAGCUACAAUUAGAAGCCUCGAGGUUGAUUUGAUGAAAGCCAACAAGGCCAGGGUCGACUUAGAAGGCAGGGCGGCAGAGCUGGACGCGAAACUGAAGGCGGCGGGAGACGGCCUAGCCGACACGGAGAAGCGACUCAAGACAGCCGAAGCAGAAGGUCGCAAGUCGAGCGCACAACUCGAGGCAAAGGAGGAAGAGCGCAAGACAGUGCAGAGCGAGCUCGACGACCUUCUCAUCGUGUUCAGCGACCUCGAGGACAAGGUCACAAAAUACAAGGUUAGCUACAAGCUGGGAUCAUCGUAUCUAGCAGCGUACUUGCCUGGCACUCUUGGCAUGACUGACAUGGCAUUUACUCUAGGAACGGCUCAAGUCCUUAGGUGAGACGGUGUCAGACGGCGAGGACGAGGAUGGCGAUGGCGAAGAGGAGGACGAUGAGUGAAUAGAGAGAGGAACUAGCGCAA
This is a messenger RNA of Lasiosphaeria miniovina, 3318 nucleotides long. RefSeq names its product p115 like vesicle tethering protein. The coding region runs from base 356 to 3238 and encodes 960 amino acids. NCBI's taxonomy places the organism in Eukaryota, Fungi, Ascomycota, Sordariomycetes, Sordariales, Lasiosphaeriaceae. Gene Ontology annotation, biological process: vesicle fusion with Golgi apparatus; endoplasmic reticulum to Golgi vesicle-mediated transport; transcytosis. The transcript has 2 exons. The record is from RefSeq and is a predicted model, not a curated record. Gene Ontology annotation, cellular component: cytoplasm; Golgi membrane; Golgi stack.